Messenger RNA from Colletotrichum siamense, 543 nucleotides. RefSeq lists its product as uncharacterized. The coding region runs from base 1 to 543 and encodes 180 amino acids. The transcript has a single exon. The record is from RefSeq and is a predicted model, not a curated record. NCBI's taxonomy places the organism in Eukaryota, Fungi, Ascomycota, Sordariomycetes, Glomerellales, Glomerellaceae.
AUGAUUAUGAAAAUUUUCAUCCAAGCCACGGCCAUCGUCGCCGCCGUGACGGCGGCCCACAUCCCCGUCAGAAGAGCCGAUAUUCCUAACGGCUUCCGCCUCUGGGCCAACAUGACCUACCCCGACCUCCCGCCGGAGUUCGGUCCCGAUGUUCAGGGUCAAGAGCUCAGCUACGUCUCCAAAGCCGAUUGCCUGGCCGAAAUCGUUCUUGCACCGGCCGGUCAAGGAUCCAUCUUCCGCACCGAUGACGACACGGUUGGCGUUGCCCAUCUCGGUGACGAGUCUUCCCCUUCUGCCGGCAUGGUCAUUACCCCUGGUGGUACCGCGACAGUACCGAGCCCGAACACUGUGGAGCUGAGUUGCUUGGGUGGCACCCAUGGGGUUAUUGUCACAGCGGAUGGCCUGGAUUACCCAAAAGAGGCCAGUCCCAACGGCGGAUUCAUGGCAUGCAAGAGGGAGAAUGCUGUCGCUCUGAGCUUCAUCCGAGCUGGCCAGAGACCACUUUUAGGCUGCAGUGUUGUCCAGCUUCUUCCCAUCUACUAA